Messenger RNA from Poeciliopsis prolifica (blackstripe livebearer), 2860 nucleotides. RefSeq lists its product as uncharacterized. Lineage: Eukaryota; Metazoa; Chordata; Actinopteri; Cyprinodontiformes; Poeciliidae. The record is from RefSeq and is a predicted model, not a curated record. Gene Ontology annotation, molecular function: GTP binding. Bases 98 to 1693 code for a protein of 531 amino acids. The transcript is spliced from 2 exons.
CCUCAAAGUGAAUUCAGUUUCCACAUAUAUCAAUUUGGACUUCCUGAUCAAGAAGCUAAAGGAUGAUGGAGAAACAGAGAAGGUCCAUAAAUUAGAAAUGAUCGACAGCCAAAUGGAUGGAGGAGCCAAAUCAGUCAUUGGAUGCAGGGUUGACAACACAUCCAUACAACAUGUAAUCUCCAAUAGUGAUGUCAUCAGCUCAGAAACUUCAGUUAUCUACCAGCUUAAAACAAGAAAAAAGACAGUUGACACCCUAACCAGAGUGACCUUUGGUAAGAAAAACCACAACAAACCAAAUAAAACCAUCCUGCUUGUUGGUGAAACAGGGGCAGGGAAAUCGACUCUGAUCAACGCUCUGGUCAACUACGCCAUGGGAGUGACAUUGGAAGAUAAAGCCUGGUUUCAGAUCGUAGAAGAUGAGAAAAGGAGUCAGACAGAAAGCCAGACAUCAGAUGUGAUUGUGUACGAACUCUUUGGUUUUGAAGGUAAAACUCUGCCCUUCUCUCUGACCAUCAUUGAUACUCCUGGAUUUGGAGACACCAGAGGGAUUGAAUAUGAUGUUGUUGUCAGUGAAAGAUUAUUUCAAUUGUUUCAAUCAAAAAAUGGCAUAAAAGAACUUCAUGCAGUGGGUCUGGUAGUAAAGUCGAGCGUGAAUCGACUGAGUGACCGACUUAAGUACAUCUUUGAGUCAGUGAUGUCUCAGUUUGGGAAAGACAUAGAGAAAAACAUUGUAGCUUUGGUCACUCACUCCAAUGGAAGAAAACCAAGGGUCUUGCUUCAAGCUCUCAAUGCUGCCAAGAUUAAAUGUGCCAAAGAUGAGGAGGAACAACCUGUUCACUUCCUCUUCAAUAACUGCCGACAUGAAGAGCAGAUAGAAGAAAAGCAUUAUAAAAAUGCUGACAAGAUAGCAGUGAAAGGUCUGAGUGGCUUUGCUGCCUUUCUGGAGAAAACUGCACCCCGAAAACUAGACAUGACUUUAGAUGUUCUCAAUGAACGGAUCAGACUGUCCGCCUGCAUCCAAAACCUGCAGGAAAGGAUCCGACUGUCUGAGCUGAAAGAGGCAGAAACUAAACAGAUUAAAGAAGCUCUGGAGAUACAUGAGGAAAAGAAGGAGAAGGAGAAGUUUGCUGUAGAAAUUUAUGAAGCAUACAUAGAAAAAGAAGCGAUUGAAGGAGAGAUGUGGUUGAUGACUUUAAUUAAAGGAGCAGUUUGCUGUACUUUCUGUGAGGAAAACUGUCACUAUUCCGGGUGUGCUAAACUCCCCAAAGACUGUGAGGUAAUGAAAGAUGGCCGCUGCACUGUUUGCUCUUCAAAAUGUCCUGUAGCUACUCAUGUGAAAGGAAAGUGGAGAUAUGUGACAAAAACAAGGAAAGUUCAGAGGAAUAUGGAAGACAUAAGAAAAAGAUCAAAACGUUUGAGCUUCAUAGAAAGUUUUGAGGAUGAAAUCACAGACCUGAAAGCAGAGAAGUCUAAUUUGCUUGAUGAGUGCUUCCAACAUGUUGUCAAUCUGGAGCAGAUUGCUCUCAAAGCUAAUUCUGUGUCCACAUUUGUCCACUUGGACUUCUUGAUUGAUAAGUUGAAAGAAAAUGGAGACACAAAGAAGUCCGAAAAGCUAGAGGAAAUAAAGAAAAAAGAAGAUGAAGGAAUUGCAUCCAUCUUGAAGUACAUUUGGGGUAAAAUAAAAAUAAAGUGAAAUAAGAGCUAAACAGUCAUCUGGGAACUCUCUGACACGGAUUUGAUGUCUGCAUUAUAUUAUCCAAGUCUCUGGAUGAAAUUAGCCACAAUAUGGAGACUAAAGACUGUCAGAAAAACCUUCAUUAGGCCAUUUCUAAUAAGUCGUUAAGGGUUUAUGGUUGUAGUCCGAUCCACUACAAUGUCAGUAAAAUACAAGAUGUGUGGACUAGUUUUUCUGUAUAUUUUUCACCUCGAUGGGUAGGCUUUAUGUUUUUACAUGCAUGUGUACACACUCAGGAUGGUUAAGCCUGCCUUUGAAAGUUGGCAGGAAAAUAAUUUGUUUGACUCCAUUGGGUGUAAAGUGUAAGGUUUGGUGGAGGGAGAAUUAUGAUGUGGGGAGCCCACUUAGCCUUAGGUUUCUGUAUUACGAGGAAAUGAGGACCAGUGGAACCCCUUGCCAUGAACAAUGGACUGGAGUAACAGAAGAAAUCUACAUUAUGAACACUGACACAUCAUUUGAGACUGCAGAAAGCACAAAUGGAUGAAAAGUGGACAAAAUGGUCAAUAUUCAAGACAAAAGACAGAGGAAAAAAUGGACAAAUCAGGAAAAGUACUUCUGUUGUUUUAUGUUGUGUAAUGUUGAAUGUGAAUUGUUCAUAUAUGUUAUGUAAAAUGUUAUUAAACGGUUAUAUGAGGAAAAAAAAACAAUAAUCAUACAGACUAAAAUCUAUAAAUAAAUAAAAUAUCCAUGAUCAUUAUAGAACAUGUAAUGGUUUUAACAUUUAAAUUUGAUUUUAAGGUCCCUGCAUUUUCAUAUAAAUCUCACCUUAAUGAAAAUGAGAAAAUCUGAAAAUCAAGGUUUUGUUCCAGAAGUUUGGUGGUGUGAAUUCAUGACUGUGGUACCGUGAAAGGUUCUGUAGUGGUUCAGUUUAUAGUUCUAAGGUAAACAGGUUAAGGUUUAUGAAUGCCCUGCAUGCUUUCUGACCAUGGUCAAUUAGGCAAAACUCAAUAACUCUGAAAAUGAAGCCAUGAAUGAAAGGCCUGUUCCAGAAAAUCACUUCACAGAAGUACAAAGUACAGGCAGGAGUGAAAUGACUAAUUGGAUGCUGGUGAGUGGAAGGCAUCAUGUCUUAGCACAUGUGACAUUGACAUAUGGGAAUUAUUAAGAAUUAAAAGAGGAAUAACU